Acanthopagrus latus (yellowfin seabream) is the source of this 3199-nucleotide messenger RNA. RefSeq lists its product as uncharacterized. The coding region runs from base 1005 to 2915 and encodes 636 amino acids. Lineage: Eukaryota; Metazoa; Chordata; Actinopteri; Spariformes; Sparidae. The record is from RefSeq and is a predicted model, not a curated record. The transcript has 5 exons.
CUCAUAUAAGUUGCCAAAGACAGUCACAGUUGCUACAUCACUUUUGUUUGGUCAUGUCACGUUGCUUUGUGAAACAUUUCUCUUUAUUGAUUUAAGUGAAGGACCUGUGUAGUUAUCAGACCGUCGAAUUGACACGCCAUGGAUACGCGCAGCCGGCUUAUCGAUUCUCAUUGGUUCGGUUUGCCAAUAACGCACCCCUGUCAGGGUUCUCACGGAUCCUUAAAAAGUCUUAAAAGGCAUUAAAUUCACGAAUCUAAAAAUAAGGCCUUAAUUGGCAUUAAAAUGUCUUAAAUACAUCUUUCAAAAGUCUUAAAAACGUGAACUUGUGAUGUAUUUUAUUUUAUGGUUGUAAUUAGUCUCAAAUCCAAAAAGGUAACAUACAUUUAUUUUUUUUCAAAUCAUUUACGAAUGAAUCUCGCGGUAACAUCGCGCAAUCACUGUAGCGGAACCAUCAGUCAUGUGGUUGCAGCCCGGACCUUCAGAGCAGCGCAUCUUCAUGGAGCAACCCGGGAGCACCUGUAGCAAGGUAGCAACCAUGGUAGCAGCCAGGUAGCAACCUAGCAACUCGUUUAGCAAUGGGGAAGUGUAAAUUCAAAGAAAACUGGCUGUCCGACCAACAUUUUUCUAAAUGGCUAAAAGCGGUGCCAGGCAACGUAUACGAGGCACGGUGCAUUUUGUGCAAAAAAUGUUUCAAACUCGGCACGAUGGGAGUGAAGGCAGUGGAGUCACAUAUGCACAGCACGAAACACCAAGCCUCGGAGUCCAGCUGCCAACAGACGCCAAGUAUUUCGCAGUUCUGUUCGACCCUCGUCUCCACCAUGCCUCCGCCUCCGCCUCCACCCUCGGGCCCGGCGACAUCAACAACUCGGACCGCAGCACCGCGUCUUGAGACAAUUUUCGGCUGCACGCCUACUUUGAAAGCAGAGGUACUGUGGUCGCUGAACACCGUGACCAAACACCAAUGAUUCAAGUCUAAUGAGGGAGUUGGAGAGAUAUUCCGUGCAAUGUUCCCAGAUUCUGAUAUUGCCCACUCGUCUGCAUGUGGGUCCACCAAGACAGCCUACAUCAGCAAAUUUGGAUUAGCUCCGUACAUUUUAAAGCAGCUCGUUGCGGAUGCUAACAAGGACACGUUUGUUUUAAUGUUUGACGAGAGCCUCAACCAGACCACAAAAACAAAACAACUGGAUCUGCAUAUCCGCUACUGGUGCGAAGAUCACGUCCAGUCAAGAUAUAUUGGGUCGCAGUUCAUGGGACAUGGAACAGCCCAGGAUUUACUACGCCAUUUCAAAGAAUGUGCCAAGGACCUGGAUAGACAUAAGCUGUUGUCAGUCUCCAUGGAUGGACCAAAUGUGAACUGGAAGUUCCUGGAGCUACUGCAGCAAGAACAGUCAGAACAGUAUGGGGGCGCUCAACUGAUUGUGGUAGGAAGUUGUGGUCUCCACACCUUACAUAAUGCUUGCAAAGGCGGCUUUGUCAUGUGGCAACUGGACAAGGUUCUGAGGGCCAUGCAUGCACUCUUCCAUAAUACACCUGCAAGGAGGGAGGAUUUCACGGUUCUUACCAAAACCACACAAUUUCCACUGGCAUUCUGUGGCCACCGGUGGCUUGAGAACCUACCAGCUGUGGAGAGGGCUUUAGAGGUGUGGCCUUCAGUGACCAUGUACGUGGAUGCAGUCAGGACCAAGAGGCUACCAAAUCUAGGGACCUCAUCUUUUGACACCCUUGAGGCGGCACAGAAAGAUCCUCUCAUCAUGGCAAAACUUUACUUCUACAUGUCUGUCAUCAGGACCUUCAGCCCCUUCCUCACUGCAUACCAGACAGAUCAGCCAAUGAUACCAUUUCUUGUGAAUGAUUUGGCAGAACUGAUGAAGAGUAUUUUGAGGCGUUUUAUCAAGAGGGAGGUCCUUCAGGACAUCAGUCCACUCCAGUUAGCCAGACUGGAUGUUGGUGACAAAAAGAAUUGGGUCCAUCCUAAGGAAGUGAACACUGGCUUGGGUGCAGAAUCAACCCUGAAGGAUCUCCAAAGACAGAAAAAGAUAAGAGAUCUCACAGUCCUAGAGUUUAAGAGGGACUGCAUCAAGGUGAUGUCAACCAUCCUGCAGAAAGUGCAAAACAAGAGCCCCUUAAAAUAUCCCACUGUGAGGCAGCUGACCUGUUUGGACCCUAGAAAGAUGUUCUCUGAUCCAGAAUGGUGCCAGGGCAAGAUGAGGAAUCUCGUUCAGAGGUUUCUGCACGAUAAACAAUUGUCAGGAGGCGUCACAGCCGGUGACGUGAUUACACAGCAGUUUUGUGACUUCCUAUCCGUUGAGGCUAGACAUGACACCUUCCACUCCUACCGACCCACUGAGACAAGGGUGGAUGUCUUCCUCCAUCAGACUUUCCAGAGCAAAUGCUACCCUGAGCUAUGGGAGUUUUGUAAGAAGCUUCUUCUCCUAUCGCUUGGCCAGGCGACAGUAGAGAGAGGCUUUUCAAUAAACAAAGAGGUUGAAACUUGCAAUAUGCAUGAAGAAACAAUGGUCAGCCAGCGACUGAUCUGUGACUAUGUCACAGUUUGUGGGGGUGUCCUCAAGGUCCCCAUCACUAAGGAGCUCCUGUCCUCAGCUGCAUCAGCCAGGUCAAGGUACAUGAUGUACCUAGAUGAGGAAAAGCAAAAGAAAAUGAAUGACAUUGCAACACAGAACCAAAGGGCAGCUGCAGAGCGCAUCGAAGAACUUAAGAAGAAGAAAAAAUGUCUGUCUGAGGUGGCAAAAGUUCUGCUCGACGAUGCCGAUCAGCUUGCUACGCAAGCAGAAGGAAAGGCUGGUAGCCUGAUGGCACAGCUAAUCAAAAAAUCUAACACACUGAGAAAGCGCCACAAAGAAAAACUGGCAGAAUUGGCAGAUGUGGAGGAGGAACUGAAAAAAGCAAUGCCAUAGCAGCUACAUAUCACAAACGGGCAACAGUUUUACCUCAGCAGCAGAGUGUUUUUUCCAGUUUUUCUUUUGCAAGCAUUUAUAUGAUGCUUAGGAUACAGUUAGUUAUACAGUAAGUUAUUUGUAAUCGUUACCUUCCAGUGGAGGAUUCAUGAUGCAUUCUUUUACAUGUGUAUUUGUACAUGUGUCUCCAUGUCUUGAAGUAUUAAUGUUUUUCAAAAAAAGUUUCCAUUUGAUCAGAAGGUCAUGUUCAAAUAAAAAUUUGGACAAAAUUGUCCCGAACCCUA